Tarenaya hassleriana is the source of this 3185-nucleotide messenger RNA. RefSeq names its product receptor-like kinase TMK4. The transcript has 2 exons. Lineage: Eukaryota; Viridiplantae; Streptophyta; Magnoliopsida; Brassicales; Cleomaceae. Gene Ontology annotation, molecular function: protein kinase activity; ATP binding; protein binding. The coding region runs from base 114 to 2909 and encodes 931 amino acids. The record is from RefSeq and is a predicted model, not a curated record. Gene Ontology annotation, biological process: protein phosphorylation.
CUCCAUCCAAAUCUCUCUCUCUCUCUCUCUCUCUCUCUCUCUCUAACAGCUAACAAACACCAAUUACACAUUACCAAAACCAACCCUAGCCUUUCUCUCUCUUCCUCCCUCCCAUGGCGGCUUCCUUUCUUCGGCCUCUUCUCCUCCUCCUCCUCCUCCUCCUCGCCGCUGUCUCCGUCGUUUCCGCCGCCGACGAUGGCGCCGCAAUGCUCGCCAUUGCCAAGGCCUUUCAGCCUCCUCCCUCCGGCUGGUCCUCCACCUCCUCUAAUGGCUACUGCAGAUGGCCCGGCGUCGUUUGCAACAGCGGAGGUGGCGUUACAUCCCUCAGCCUUGCUGAUAAGUCUCUCUCCGGUGAAAUCUCUCCGGAGAUCUCGUCUCUCUCCGAGCUUAAAUCGGCCUUCUUCCAGCGAAACAAGCUCUCCGGCCAAAUCCCCUCUUUUGCGAAGCUGUCUUCUCUCCAGGAGAUUUCUUUGGAUAAGAAUCUCUUCAAUGGCGUCGCUGCUGGUGCUUUCGGCGGACUCACCAGCCUCCAGACGUUGAGCAUGAGCGAUAACCAGAACCUCACUUCUUGGAUUUUCCCGGUCGAGCUCACCGAUUCGGCAUCUCUCACCACUAUCUAUCUCGAUAACACCAACAUCUUUGGGACUUUGCCGGACAUUUUCGAUUCCUUCUCUUCUCUCCAGAAUCUACGGCUUUCGUACAACAACAUCACCGGCCCAUUGCCUCCCUCGCUGGCGAAAUCUUCGAUUCAGAACUUCUGGAUCAACAAUCAGAUGUCGGGGAUAUCCGGCACGAUCGAUGUGUUGUCGAGCAUGAGCUCGUUGGUGCAGGUGUGGCUCCACAAGAACCAGUUCACCGGUCCGAUCCCUGAUCUCUCCAAAUGCGAAGGGCUCUUCGAUCUGCAGCUCCGGGACAAUCAGCUCACCGGAAUUGUGCCGCCGUCCUUGGGUUCAAUUGGGAGUCUUAAGAACGUGUCUCUAGACAACAACAAGCUUCAGGGUCCUGUCCCUUCCUUUGCCCCAGACGUGAAGGUAACGUUGGAUAACAAUGACUUCUGCAAUUCUAAAGCAGGCCAAAGUUGUAGCCCUCAGGUGACUACGCUGCUGGAAGUAGCUGGUGGAUUUGGAUUCCCGGCAAUGCUGGCGGAUACUUGGCAAGGUGAUGAUGCUUGUGGUUGGGCUUAUGUUACUUGCGAUUCAUCUGGGAGGAUUAUCACUUUGAAUCUUGGGAAACACGGGUUUGUGGGUAUUAUAUCUCCUGCAAUAGCGAAUCUUACGUCGUUGAAGAAUCUCUUAUUGAAUGAUAACAAUCUAACGGGUUCCAUUCCUAAAGGAUUGACUUUUAUUCCCACUCUACAGUCACUUGAUGUGUCCAAUAACAAUCUCACUGGAGAUAUACCACAGUUUCCCAGUUCAGUGAAGUUUGUUUAUAAACCGGGGAAUGCAUUGUUGGGCACUGAUGUUGACAAUUCGUCGACCUCUGGAAGCGGUCACAACUCCGGUGGUAACGCAGAUGGGUCUUCUGGUGGUAAGACGCCUGUUAUCGUUGGUGUCGUUAUCGCAAUUCUAGUUUUCCUCGCCAUCAUGUGCUUUGUCGUCUACAAGUUUAUUAUGAAGAGGAAGUAUGGAAAAUUUGGUAGAAUGGACCCUGAAAUGGCCGGAAAAGAAAUGCUGAGCAAUGCUAUAUCUGCGGGAAGUACCAGUAGUGGUGGUGCUGUUCGUGGUACCAAUGGGUAUGGAAUAAGUAACUUUAACGGAUUGAAUAGCCCGAGCAGUGGUGACAACAGCGAUCGUUACAUUCUCGAGGGAGGAAAUGUUACAAUCUCAAUGGAAGUUCUCCGCCAAGUGACACAUAACUUUAGUGAGGAGAAUGUAUUGGGCAGAGGAGGUUUUGGUGUUGUAUACAAAGGGGAAUUACACGACGGGACAAAGAUUGCUGUUAAGAGGAUGGAGUCUUCAACCGUGGGCACGAAAGGAAUGAACGAGUUUCAAGCUGAGAUAGCCGUGCUAACUAAAGUCAGACACAGACAUCUGGUGGCAUUAUUAGGUUACUGUAUCAAUGGGAACGAGAGGUUGCUCGUGUACGAGUACAUGCCUCAGGGAACACUCGGGCAGCACUUGUUUGAGUGGCGUGAACUCGGGUACCCUCCUCUUACGUGGAAACAGAGGGUAACAAUUGCUUUGGAUGUAGCCCGAGGAGUUGAGUAUCUUCACAGCUUAGCACAACAGAGUUUCAUCCACAGGGAUCUGAAGCCAUCUAACAUACUUUUAGGAGAUGACAUGAGGGCAAAGGUUGCCGAUUUUGGAUUGGUUAAGAACGCUCCCGAUGGAAAGUACUCCGUUGAAACACGAUUGGCUGGCACAUUUGGUUAUCUAGCCCCGGAAUAUGCUGCAACUGGAAGAGUGACAACGAAAGUGGACGUGUAUGCAUUUGGAGUGGUUCUGAUGGAAAUGAUCACGGGAAGGAAAGCACUGGACGAUUCAUUACCAGACGAGAGAUCACACCUGGUGACAUGGUUCAGAAGAAUCCUGAUCAACAAAGAAAACGUGCCAAAGGCGUUAGAUGAGACAUUAGAGCCAGAUGAGGAAACAAUGGCGAGCAUCUACAGGGUGUCCGAGCUGGCGGGACACUGCACGGCCCGGGAGCCGCACCAAAGACCAGACAUGGGCCACGCGGUCAAUGUGCUGGGCCCGCUCGUGGAGCAGUGGAAACCGUCCUCGCAGGAAGAAGAAGAGAGCUUCGGGAUCGAUCUCCACAUGAGCCUCCCGCAAGCAUUGCAGAGAUGGCAAGCGAAUGAAGGCACUUCCUCGAUGUUCCACGGCGAUUUCUCCUACUCUCAGACCCAAUCCAGCAUCCCCUCGAAACCCGCUGGCUUUCCCGACUCUUUCAACUCGACGGACGGGCGGUGAAAUGGGUACGAGCUUUUCGUUUUCCGAUGGCUUUUCCUCUUUGUGAUUACGAUCUUUCUACAUAUAUAUAUAUGUAUACACGCAGAUACUGUUUAUGUGCCUCUGGAACACAGCUUGAGAGCUUGUUUGCAUUUGUUCAUUCUUUGAAAGCUAACAGAUUUGUUCGAAACCCUUUGUUUGAGAUAUCAUCACACACACUCUAUGGUUCCGAGGCACAAAAGCUUUUGUUGUUGUACCUUUUGUAACAUAGUUUUUGUCUUAUUUAUCCUCACUUUA